Aethina tumida (small hive beetle) is the source of this 791-nucleotide messenger RNA. RefSeq lists its product as uncharacterized. NCBI's taxonomy places the organism in Eukaryota, Metazoa, Arthropoda, Insecta, Coleoptera, Nitidulidae. The transcript is spliced from 2 exons. The coding region runs from base 87 to 752 and encodes 221 amino acids. The record is from RefSeq and is a predicted model, not a curated record.
UUCUGAUACAAUAGAAAACUGGUUCUCAAACCCGACGGUUAAAACAAUAUUUUAUUUAUUCACUCAACAGUUGGAGCUACAACAAGAUGUAUUUAUUAUCAAUUGUGUUUGCUUAUAUUGUUCUCAUUUCUCAGGUUUUAGCUCAAGGCGACUCUCUGGAAAAAGCUAACGAUUUAGUAAACUCAAUAGAACAGACGACACGGAAGCUUAUUAAAACUUUGAGCGACACCGUUUAUGCCUUGGAUAAAGAUUUUAAGAAAGUGGUUGACAAUUUUAGAAAUAAUACAGAGAAACGUUUAAACAAAGACUACAAUCAAAUAGUGGAAACAAUCGAACAAUUGCGACUGGAAAAUCCUACCCUGGUCAAACAAUGCAUUGAACCUUUCACAAAAAAUAUCACAGAGCUCAGACAAACUGCAAAUUCGUUUCAGUCCUGCGCCACAUUCACAUCAAAUGGAGUUUCAAGGUACUUGGGAGAAAUUCUCAAACAAAUUGGCUGGAUCAAAGACAAGCAUCUUGCUUACAAGGAUAAAGUUGACGAAUGCGAUGGAAAUGUUGAUUGCGUGGAAAAUCUUUUACCAGAACUAAGAGAAGCGUUAAAGAAUUUGCCUGAAAAUAUUGAGGAAAAGAAUAAAUUAUUAAAUCAAUAUUUCGAUACAGGAAAACUGCAAAUCUGUGACACCGUUGAUGAAAUGAAUAAGGAAGGACAUAAAAUAAUAGAGGAAAUUCGAAAAUGUAUGAAAUUAAAUUAAAUGUAUGACAAUAAUAUUUCGUAAUUAAAACAAUUUCUC